Molecule: messenger RNA, 2774 nt
Organism: Mandrillus leucophaeus (drill)
Lineage: Eukaryota; Metazoa; Chordata; Mammalia; Primates; Cercopithecidae
Gene: ZNF324
Product: zinc finger protein 324
Exons: 4
Coding region: 773-2122 (449 amino acids)
Biological process (GO): regulation of transcription by RNA polymerase II
Molecular function (GO): DNA-binding transcription factor activity, RNA polymerase II-specific; RNA polymerase II cis-regulatory region sequence-specific DNA binding
Source: RefSeq, a predicted model, not a curated record
UGCUGGUGGUGCUUUCUGGAACCUCGGCAGUUUCUGCUUUUGCACCUGCAGGGUUUAGUCUCGGGCUGCUUGGGAGGACACCGGGAAUGCAGAAGGCAGGACUACACACCGGGCGAGUGCACCAGCGCCACCAAACCCCUGAAAACCCGAGGCCGCCGCGCGACUCCAUUUCCCAACGCCCCGCGCGGCGGGGGCUUGGGCGUUGCCAAGGAGACCGGCAGCGGCCCCGCCUCCACGCAGGGAAACAGGCGGGAACCACAUGACCCGGAAGGCUGUGCGCAAGCGUCCGCGGCGCGCAUUGGGCCAAUGAGAAGCGAAGGGCUGGAGUUCCGGCGGUGGGACUGUCAUUGGCCGCCCGCGUCAGGCCAUACCGGUGGUCUGUGCUGGGGCCCGCGGGUCGGGGCCAGUUUCCAGGAGGUUCCCGGGGCCCGAGGCUGGCGGCGAGGAAGGACCAGAUGGCCUUCGAGGAUGUGGCUGUGUACUUCUCCCAGGAGGAGUGGGGGCUCCUGGACACAGCCCAGAGGGCCCUGUACCGCCGUGUGAUGCUGGACAACUUUGCACUUGUGGCCUCGCUGGGUAAGGACUCUCCACCUCUCGACCUCGUGUGGUCAUCCAACUUGAGCGUGGCGAGGAGCCCUGGGUUCCCAGCAGAACGGACACGAUCCUGUCCAGGAACACCUACAGGAGGCGCAACCCUGGUUCCUGGAGUGUGGCAGAGGAUGGAGAUGUUUCUGGAGAAUGGCCACGAACUUUCCCAGAUACCCCACCUGGGAUGACUACUAGCAUCUUCCCAGUUGCUGGUGCCUACCACAGUGUAAAAAGCCUGCAGCGACAACGGAGUGCCUCCCCAUCUCGGGAGAGAAAACCCACAGGGGUGUCGGUGAUCUACUGGGAGAGACUCCUGCUAGGCUCGGGCAGUGGGCAAGCCAGCGUCAGCCUGCGACUGACCUCCCCGCUUAGGCCUCCUGAGGGCGGCCAGCUUAGGGAAAAGACCCUCACAGAGCACCCGGUGCCUGGGAGGCGGCCCAGGACCCCUGAGCGGCAGAAGCCAUGUGCACAGGAGGUCCCUGGGAGAGCCUUCGGGAAUGCCCCGGAUCUGGAGGCCGCCAGCGGUCGAGGGCAUCAUGGAAUGGGUCCGACUUGGCAGGAGCCUCAGAGACUCCUCGGUGGCCAGGAACCUUCCACCUGGGAUGAGCUGGGCGAGGCUCUCCCCGCUGGGGAGAAGUCCUUCGAAUGCAGGGCGUGCAGCAAAGUGUUCGUGAAGAGCUCCGACCUCCUCAAGCACCUACGCACCCACACCGGGGAGCGGCCCUACGAGUGCGCCCAGUGCGGCAAGGCCUUCAGCCAGACGUCGCACCUGACGCAGCACCAGCGCAUUCACAGCGGCGAGACGCCCUACGCCUGCCCCGUGUGCGGCAAGGCCUUCCGGCACAGCUCCUCACUGGUGCGGCACCAGCGCAUCCACACGGCCGAGAAGUCCUUCAGCUGCUCCGAGUGCGGCAAGGCCUUCAGCCACGGCUCCAACCUCAGCCAGCACCGCAAGAUCCACGCGGGCGGGCGUCCCUAUGCCUGCGCACAGUGUGGCCGCCGCUUCUGCCGCAACUCGCACCUGAUCCAGCACGAGCGUACGCACACGGGCGAGAAGCCCUUUGUGUGCGCGCUCUGUGGUGCCGCCUUCAGCCAGGGCUCCUCGCUCUUUAAGCACCAGCGCGUGCACACAGGCGAGAAGCCCUUCGCCUGCCCACAGUGCGGCCGCGCCUUUAGCCACAGCUCCAACCUCACCCAGCACCAGCUCCUGCACACGGGCGAGCGGCCCUUCCGCUGUGGGGACUGUGGCAAGGCCUUCGCUAAGGGCGCUGUGCUGCUGAGCCACCGGCGCAUUCACACGGGCGAGAAGCCCUUCGUGUGCACGCAGUGUGGCCGCGCCUUCCGUGAGCGCCCGGCCCUCUUCCACCACCAGAGGAUCCAUACCGGCGAGAAGCCCGUCCGGCGAUCCAGGGCCAGCUUGCACCCCCAGGCCAGGUCUGUUUCCGCGACAUCAUCAGAAGGUGCGCCAGGGAAGGAAACCGAGCCCACUCCCGCCUCGGGCCCAGCCGCAGUCUCGGAGCCAGGGGAGGUCUGAGGUCACAGGUUGCAGCCCUGGCCUUGUGUGAAUCCCGUCCACAGCUAAAGGGCAUAUGUCCUCUGCAGAUCCACAGCAGAGAAAAAGCCCCGUGCUUGCUAGUCAGGGCUUUGGCUGUGAUUUCAUUUGCACUUGGGGACAGGAUUUGCCAGUUCACCCACAGAUCACACCUCCAUCCCCAAAGAGGUAGCACUACAGAAGCCUCAUGGGGAGGAUGUGGUGGCUGAACUCCAGUGGGGCCGAGACUAUUCCGAGCCAGUAGGAGGUGGACAGUCACAGCACUGCACUGUGGUGCUGCUUCGUGUGUUGACAGUGGCUGCUAAGGUGAGGGGGAUGCGGGCAUGGGUUGGGGGUGGCCUAGAGAAACUUAUGACAGCUGCACACAAACUGGCUGCUGGAUAGAUGCCCACUGAGGGUAUUCUCAACCCACCACUGCCUCUGUUCAUCCAAGGCUUCCUAGAGGCCAGCCUAGCAGACAAGAGACCACAAGGGACUGGGGAUCAGGGUGUGGGCGCUCAGUGUCAGCCACCACCUCUGGGAAAGGAAAAGGUUUGGGUCCACUGAACAUCAUGUUUGCAGACGCUGACAGGUGGGGUCCUAAUGAGAGCCAACACGUGCUCACUGCCAGCUCCCGUCCUGAGUGCUGGGAAAU